This is a messenger RNA of Cercocebus atys (sooty mangabey), 2302 nucleotides long. Its product is annotated as butyrophilin subfamily 3 member A2-like. Gene Ontology annotation, molecular function: signaling receptor binding. The record is from RefSeq and is a predicted model, not a curated record. Gene Ontology annotation, cellular component: external side of plasma membrane. The coding region runs from base 447 to 1439 and encodes 330 amino acids. Gene Ontology annotation, biological process: regulation of cytokine production; T cell receptor signaling pathway. The transcript is spliced from 7 exons. Lineage: Eukaryota; Metazoa; Chordata; Mammalia; Primates; Cercopithecidae.
UUGCAGGUGAGCCUCCAGGUUUGGUUCUGAGAACAUUUCUCCGUAGGAUCUAGAGCAGAUGCAGAGUUCCAGUUCCUCUUUCAAAAGCACUGCAGACACUCCUGGCUGAUCACUAGCGAUUGCCUGCACUGCCUUCCAGCUUAGCUUUUCUGCGACCCUUGAGAAAGACACAGGUUUUCCUUUAGGAAGAAUUCUUGCUGUACCCUACAUGCUCAAGUAAAUAACUCCUUUCCUCUGGCGACCAGAAAUAUAAGGAAAGUGAAGGACAAGGGAUAGGAAACAUUAGAAACCAUCUCUUCAGUGACUGGUACACCAUCAUUUUGGUUUAGUUGUGUAACAGACGGCUUCUGUUGUGUCUCCAACCUUAAUCAAUCUUAUGUAGGAAGAAGGAGACCAGGGUGAGACUAAAGCUGUAAUUGAUGAAGGGCUGCAAUCCCUGAUUGUUGAUGGGGGAUGUUUGGUCAUUGCUGUGGUUUGCACAGUGUUCAUGCUUUUCUCUAUGCUCACACAUGAUGUGGGAUGGUCUUGUUUUUCCCAUGAUCCAUCAUAGUCACAAGAUGCAUUGUCUGUGUUCUGUGAAAUUGCUUAUGUUCAACAGGAUGACACGGAGACCCGGUGUCAGUUUCCCUAUGUUGGAACAGCUUUUCUCUUUCUCAGUGCAGUCCCUUGCCCUGUGGCUUCUGGUUGGGUUUGGUUUAAGAGAAUCUGCAGCAGACAAUCGUAGGAAGAGAAGAGGAAGAAGUCUGGGUGCUUAUUCCCUGGCUUCCUUGCUGCAAGCACUGGGUUCUAAUCUUCAUGUUGAAGUGAAGGAUUAUGAGGAUGGAGGGAUCCAUCUGGAGUGCAGGUCCACUGGCUGGUAUCCCCAACCCAAAAUACAGUGGAGCAACGACAAGAGACAGAACAUCCCAGCUGUGGAAGCACCUGUGGUUGCAGAUGGAGUGGGCCUAUAUGCAGUAGCAGCAUCUGUGAUCAUGAGAGGUGGCUCUGGGGAGAGUGUGUCCUGCAUCAUCAGAAAUUCUGUUCUUGGCCUGGAAAAGACAGCCAGCAUUUCUAUCGCAGACCCCUUCUUCAGGAGUGCCCAGCCCUGGAUCGCAGCCCUGGCAGGGACCCUGCCUAUCUUGCUGCUGCUUCUCGGUGGAGCCAGUUACUUCUUGUGGAGACAACAUAAGGAAAUAACUGCUUUAUCCAGUGAGAUAGAAAGCGAGCAAGAGAUGAAAGAACGGGGAUAUGCUGCAACAAAGCAGGAAAUAAGCCUAAGAGAGAGCCUCCAGGAGGAACUCAAGAGGAGAAAAAUCCAGUACUUGACUCAGCAACUUCAAGAAGAAUUGCGUGAAUUUCAAAAUUGCCACUGUCAACUUGGGAAAAAACAGCAAAAUGUCACAACCAGAUAUUUCACCAUGGAGAAUAGAGGAAAUCAUUUUAACACAAUGGAAAGGUAGACUGAAUGAGAAUAAAUGCAGAUGGGAGAAGCUUGCAGAAUGCCCAGAGCCUGGAGCGUUUCUCGCACCGACUGACAGGAAAUGGACCAAGGUAGGCACCUACAUUUCCUCUAUCUACCCAUAUGUUCUUUCCCCAGUUCCUUUAGCACAGUUUCUUUCCUUUCCUGAUCAAACCCCUUUUCCACGGACAGAAUCUUUUUUUCCAUUUGGAGUUUGUUGAUCCAAUAGGUAUACAGAAGUCAUACCUGCAGACAUCAGACCCAUGUUGUUGAAGCAAAACUAGAUGGAAAUAGUUCCUCCCUACUUUUGCCUACAGACCCCUCAGGCAACAGGUUUUUUUGGGGGGGACAUUUAUUCUCCUUCUUUAUCCUUAAAGGGUGCCCUUGUCAGUCGUUUAAAUCAGUUGUCAUCUGGUAAAAGGAACACAUAGGACCAAUGAAGAGACCCUUUAUCCUCUAGGACAAUGUGAAGGGAAAGACUCACCUUAGUUGAUCAACUGGGGAGAGAAGGAGCAGGACAUAAUGCCUCUGUGCUGGUUUGAACCAGAUAAUUAAAAGGUUCUAACUAAAAAAAGUCCCAGAGAUCCUAGGUCUUGAAUAGAAAAGGGAAUAGAUCUUAGAAUGCUGAGAGAAAGUGUAAAUGAUUAAUUUGGGCUCGUUUCCUAAACUCUCUGGAUUUCAAAGAGCCUCAAUUCUUCUCAACCUGAGGGUACUGCUUCUGUCUCUGGAGAGACAGAAGUGCAGCUUCAGAGGUCGGGGGCCGUGGCCCACGCCUGUAAUCCCAGCACUUGGGAGGCCGAGGCGGGCGGAUCACCUGAGGUCAGGAGUUCAGGACCAGCCUGACCAACAUGGAGAAAUCCUAUU